This is a messenger RNA of Tilletiopsis washingtonensis, 952 nucleotides long. RefSeq lists its product as hypothetical. Bases 56 to 763 code for a protein of 235 amino acids. The transcript has 2 exons. Lineage: Eukaryota; Fungi; Basidiomycota; Exobasidiomycetes; Entylomatales. The record is from RefSeq and is a predicted model, not a curated record.
CCUCACCACACGCAUCCGCAACUUCUCUGCAGCUUCACCACCACCACUUCCCGCCAUGGCACCCACUGCCUCGCCGCACAAGCGCAAGGUUGUCAAGCACCGCACCAACGCCGCAGAGGCCGGCGGUCGCGCAGCGCACCACGCCACGGGCGGCGGCGGCGGCCGGCGGCAAGGCUUCCAGGUCGGGCCCAAGCAUGCGCCCGACGGCAGCUAUCUUGGCCGCGCCAAGAAGAUCAAGAGCCGGCUGAUCGAGAAUGCCAAGGUCAAGAAGGCCUUCUACCGCGGCGCAGGCUCGAGCAGCAGUGGCGCGCCGGCGCUCAUCUCCGAGGCCGAGCAGGUCGCCACGCGCGACGAGGGCCGCUUUGCGCCCGAGGACCCCGUGGCCAAGGCGGCGCUGGCGGACGUCGACGAGGUGCUGCGUGUGCGCGAGCAGAAGCGGGCAAGGGGCACGGCAGCGGGCGAGAGCGCGGGGCCGAGCACGAGCGCAGAGGGUAGCAGGGGCAAGGGGGACGAGGCACCAGGGAAGCGGCGGCGAAGAGAGCGGCCGAAGUUCGCGCCUCCGCCGCCGCGCAGCAAGGGCAAGCAGCGCGAGGAGCGGGCAGCCGCAGCGGUGCCGGCCAGCAGCGACAAGCCGCAGCGGACACGCGAGCAGGCCGAGCAGGAGCGGCGGCAGCGCGAGAAGAAGGCGGCCAAGACGAACAGGCGCGGGCAGCCGGAUCUGGGCGCGCGCAUGGAGCUGCUGCUCGAGAAGAUCAAGCGGUGAGGCAGUCGUCACACGUGGUGCGGCACAAUGUCAUGCUUUUUGUGCGCAGCAUCUGCGCUUGCCUUCUGUCUACUCGCUGGCCAUCUGGCACGCAUUGUCGAACGCCACGCGCACGGCGUCGUCCUCCGGCACGUCCUGGAAGACGAGGGACGAGAUAGUCUCGCUGUUGGCGGCGAGCUGCUUUGCGAA